GCCGAGAAUACGCCAACACAAUUCAUUUGUUGGCGAUACUGGCAAACGUGUAUAACAUCGCGGAUUAGGUAUUUGGCGAUAACUUUUAUCUUUGGAAGCGUGGUGUCUGGUUAGUUUCCUGUUCCUUUCUUCUACAAUCAUGGCUGACACUCAGAAAACUGAGAAGCCAGCAGCAAAAACCCCUGAAAAGGCUGAAAAAGCAAAAACACCAGAGAAAAAGAGCGAUGCAGCGUCCAAGAAGUUACCUGCAGUGCCUGAAUCUGUGCUCAAAAGGCGUAAACGCCGUGAUGCAUCCAAAGUUGCUCAGCUGAAGGCAACUCUUAAGCAAAAGGCGCUUAAGUACAAGAAGAGGAAAGAGAUUUUCAAAAGAGCUGAGAAAUAUGUUAGGGAGUACCACAGGAAGGAGCGAGAUGAAGUUCGUUUGGCUCGGCAAGCAAGAAACCGUGGGAACUAUUAUGUCCCUGGGGAAGCACGUUUGGCAUUUGUCAUCCGUAUUAGAGGUGUUAACCAGGUAGCUCCCAAGGUGCGAAAAGUUCUGCAGCUGUUCAGGCUAAAACAGAUCAACAAUGGCAUCUUCCUGAAACUGAACAAGGCAACAAUAAAUAUGCUUCGUAUUUGUGAACCAUAUGUGACUUGGGGAAUACCAAACCUGAAGAGUGUGCGUGAGUUGAUAUACAAGAGAGGAUUUGCUAAGAUAAAUGGGCAGAGAAUACCAAUUACUUCUAAUGAGAUUAUUGAGAAGAAAUUGGGUAAAAUGGGCAUAAUCUGUGUUGAAGACUUGAUCCAUGAAAUCUUUACUGUUGGACCUAAAUUUAAGUAUGCCUCAAACUUCCUCUGGCCAUUUAAGCUCAAUACACCAACUGGUGGGUGGCGCAAGAAGACAAACCAUUAUGUUGAAGGUGGUGACUUUGGAAAUAGGGAGGACAAAAUAAAUGAACUGCUCCGCAGAAUGGUGUAAUUGAAAGACUUUAAUAAAUAUGUAAUUAAAUGUGAA
Messenger RNA from Schistocerca piceifrons (Central American locust), 994 nucleotides. Its product is annotated as 60S ribosomal protein L7-like. Gene Ontology annotation, biological process: maturation of LSU-rRNA from tricistronic rRNA transcript (SSU-rRNA, 5.8S rRNA, LSU-rRNA). The record is from RefSeq and is a predicted model, not a curated record. NCBI's taxonomy places the organism in Eukaryota, Metazoa, Arthropoda, Insecta, Orthoptera, Acrididae. Gene Ontology annotation, molecular function: RNA binding; structural constituent of ribosome. The transcript is spliced from 7 exons. Bases 140 to 958 code for a protein of 272 amino acids. Gene Ontology annotation, cellular component: cytosolic large ribosomal subunit.